Molecule: messenger RNA, 1044 nt
Organism: Metarhizium album ARSEF 1941
Lineage: Eukaryota; Fungi; Ascomycota; Sordariomycetes; Hypocreales; Clavicipitaceae
Product: 3-ketodihydrosphingosine reductase, Tsc10
Exons: 3
Coding region: 1-1044 (347 amino acids)
Biological process (GO): sphingolipid biosynthetic process
Cellular component (GO): endoplasmic reticulum membrane
Molecular function (GO): 3-dehydrosphinganine reductase activity
Source: RefSeq, a predicted model, not a curated record
AUGUCCAUGGACUACGUCUCAACACGCCCGUCCCCUUGGAUAUUGAUCCCAACUGCCGUCGCAACUCUCGUCGCCUUCUCCUUCGCAAUGGGCCUCUUCUCCGGGAACAAGAUGCCCACGGUCCUCAUCACAGGCGGAUCCGAGGGCCUAGGCCUCGCUGUCGCACAGCAACUCGCCGCCAAAGGAGCCAACAUCAUCCUCGUGUCUCGAAGCACCGCCAAGCUCCACGAAGCGCUCAAAUCCGUCAAAGCGUCGGCAAAAUCCCCCAGCCAACGAUUUCACCACAUCUCUGCCGACGUGUCCUCCCCCUCCUACGCAACACCUCUCAUCGCCGCCGCCACGGCGUGGAACAACGACGAAUCACCCGACAUUGUCUGGUGCUGCGCAGGCACGUCCUCGCCCCAACUCUUCACCGAAAUGGAAAUGGACUCCCUGCGACGCCACAUGGACGUGAAUUUCUAUGGAACCGCUGAAAUGUCCCACGCCAUCCUGAGAAGCUGGCUGUCUCCUUCCGCUCCCGUCACGCCCGACUCGAAGCAUCUCAUCUUUACUACGUCGACAAUAGCUUUCUACACCGUGCCCGGAUAUGCACCCUACGCGCCUUCAAAGUGGGCCCUGAGAGGUCUGGCAGAUACCCUCUCCCAGGAAGUCAUGAUGUACCCGCAGAAUGUCAAAGUCCACGUCGUGUGCCCCGGGACGAUCCUAUCUCCGGGAUUUGUGCACGAGGACCAGGUAAAGCCGGAAAUCACCAAGAUCUUGGAAGCGACGGACCCGAGGCAAACGCCCGAAGAAGUCGCUGCAGCCUCAAUCAAGGCAUUAGAAAAUGGCGACUACCUUGUGACGGUGAAUUGGUUGGGGAACCUGAUGAGGCUGGGCAUGCUUGGGGGCUCGUUCCGGAACAACUGGGUUGUAGACACGCUCGGCGCGUGGCUGGUUGCCAUUGUAUGGAUCUUUGUGCAGCCCGACCUGCAUGGCAAGAUUAGGGCCUAUGGCAAGGAACACGGGCAUCCUACCAUGCGUGACAAACAAGCUAAUAGGGCUUGA